AACCAGUCUUCUUUUGAAAAAUUAAAAGUUAAUUUCAAAAAAUGGAACAACGCAAAGUUAUUAUAUUUGCAGCCUUAAUAUCAAUUGGAUUUUUUGGAUUUGUCUGGGCGAGAAAUGACUUGAUUCUUGGAAAUGUCCAUCCAAAUGCUGUUUUGUUAUAUCAGAACGUUUUUAAUAUAUCAGGAAUUCCAGGACAAAUCAUAAGCAACAAUUAUGGAUUUAGUAACCAGUUUAGAAACAUCACCUUAUUCCGUGCACUUGAUUUAAACACCAAUAAUACAGGAGGUUAUGCAUACAUCGUUGCUGGAGGUAUUGGACAUAGAAAUGUGACUUUCAAUUUACGCUCAUCUGCUGUUGGACGUGGAUAUACUUUUAAUGUCGACAUUUAUGGAGUAUAAAUGAACCUUAUGAACAAAGUAAAAUAAAGCUAGCUAUGAAUUCGAAGAAUUCUAGUAACACUCAUCAAAAGAUAACCAGAUGACUUAUUUUUAUCUAAAAGGCUUUGUGC
This is a messenger RNA of Chironomus riparius, 508 nucleotides long. Lineage: Eukaryota; Metazoa; Arthropoda; Insecta; Diptera; Chironomidae. The record is from the annotation of a GenBank genome assembly.